Messenger RNA from Aspergillus brunneoviolaceus CBS 621.78, 1800 nucleotides. RefSeq lists its product as uncharacterized. The coding region runs from base 1 to 1800 and encodes 599 amino acids. The record is from RefSeq and is a predicted model, not a curated record. NCBI's taxonomy places the organism in Eukaryota, Fungi, Ascomycota, Eurotiomycetes, Eurotiales, Aspergillaceae. The transcript is spliced from 5 exons.
AUGGCGAACUCAUCUCAACUCUCCGACUCAACCACCUCCGCUUCGGUUUCGGCUGAGACCAAAACAUUACUUCUUAUUAUGGGGCCCUGUGGGGUAAGAGGUUGCGAGUGUACCUCCGGAGAAAGUGUAUCCAAUUCGGAUCACUGGUGCGAAACGAAGUGUACCAGAUGCUCACAUCCUCUCAGCGAACAUAACAGCUAUGUGAUCAAGCCUUAUGUCAGCCCACGACAUGAUCUAAUAAACGAAUUGAUCCGCCGUCUGGAACGCUACCACCUGAUCCGAGUCAACGGGACCCCUGCCUCCGGGAAAACGACAACAAUGAAGCUGUUGGCCAAUGAGUUACUCAAACGGUAUCCCGAUACUCCGUUGUAUGUUCUAUCAGGUUGGCCGGAGAGACAGGUUUCGGCUGCAGGGGGCUGGAUACGCUAUUUCAAGAAGCAACUCAACGUCCGUGGCGAUGAACUUGAAGCAUAUCCAUGUUUCAUUCUUUUUGACGAGGCGCAAGAGUCAUAUUGGGAUACGGACUUAUGGGCCCAACUCUUUAAGUCUAUUGAGAAGACAGUCUCCGUGCAUUUUGUUCUCUUCACAUGCUACGGCGCAGGGAUGACCCAUGGCGGCGGGGGUCAGACGCUCCCUACUCCGACGCCUAUCAAUUUCCAACUCCAUCAGCAGGUAUCGCUGAGACCGGAAGAAGGGAUUUAUCACCACCCGGGGCGGAAGCAAGUUGGCUUGCUGCUCAGUGAGAGCGAAGCGUACAAUGUUCUGGACCAAUAUGUGCCAAGCAACAUAUCGAAUGGUGCCGACAUUCUCACAGAAGGAUUGAAGUGUGGAUUAUAUCUGGCCAGUGGUGGCCACGCGGGGCUGCUUGUAUCCCUCGUGGAUGCCCUGGAGCAAGUACCGGAGCUUUAUGCCUUGAUCCAGAAAUGCCAACCGCUCGACUGGGUGACAGCAAGCCAUAGUCUGUUCAGCGAUGACCAACGACUGUUCCAAAUUAUUCAGUAUCUCCCAUUUGCUCGCGGCCUUCCUAGACAAGAAUACCUGCAACAUCACGCUUUCGCUAGUGUCUUCAAGAACGCCGUUGCUCACAACGGGACUCUCCAGUCGAGUUAUCUCAAGAACCCAGAUCAACAGAGGGCCCUUGAGGAUAUCUGGAAACAAGGAUGGCUUCAUGCGGAGACGGUCCAGAGAGAUACACUUUAUGUAUUUCCCAGCCAGAUCCAUCGAUGGUAUUGCCAGUGUCUUUUCUCUCAGGUAAACUCAGAGAAAGAAUUGAUCUAUUCGUCGCCUCUUGAGAUGGCUAUCGAUGCUAUUCGCAAGUUUGACCCAUGUCAGCUAUCAAGUCGUCUACGCACACUGGAGGGUGAUCCCAUCCCUAUUGAAGACCAGUACCAGAAGGAAUUCUACCGCUGCCUAUUCCCACUGCUGCUCGAAUACCAGAUCAAAAUGGCUCCAGAAUACCUUAUCAAAUCAGGGGUUAGGAGCGGGAGAAUCGAUUUUCUGAUAGAGCAGAAGCGGUGGGGGCUGGAAUUACCACGAAAUAGCAACCGUGUCAGACAGCAUAUGCAACGGUUCAAAAAAGAUGGUCAGUAUUUUACGAUGCUGAACCGCAAGCUGAUACAGGAUUAUGUUGUUCUGAAUUUCACUCGCAAGAUGCCGCAGAAAAGCUAUCCAGAAUAUCGCGGUCAUCUAUACCAUGUUGUCUUUUCUGAGGAUUUUAGAAUUGUUCGUAUCAUCGAUGCCUCGGAUCUGAGUGAAGUCACUACCCUGGUUCUAGUGGAGAACCCACAUUUUCUCCGCUAA